AUGUCCACUUACUCUUUGCCAGCUUCCCACAGAGGCUUAGUUGAAGGUCAUCUUGAAGAAACCGACCCAGAAGUUGCUCAAAUCAUCAAGGAUGAAACCGAAAGACAAAAGCACUCCAUUGUGUUGAUUGCUUCGGAAAACUUCACUUCCACUUCUGUCUUUGAAGCCUUGGGUACUCCAAUGAGUAACAAGUACUCCGAAGGUUACCCAGGGGCCAGAUACUAUGGUGGUAAUGAAAACAUUGACAAGAUGGAAAUCUUGUGUCAAGAAAGAGCUCUCAAGGCCUUUGGGGUCACCCCAGAGAAAUGGGGGGUCAAUGUCCAAACCUUGUCUGGUUCUCCAGCCAACUUGCAAGUCUACCAAGCCAUCAUGAAGCCUCACGAAAGAUUGAUGGGUCUUGACUUGCCUCACGGUGGUCACUUGUCCCACGGUUACCAAACCGACACCAGAAAGAUCUCUGCCGUUUCCACUUAUUUCGAAACCAUGCCAUACAGAGUUGAUUUGGAAACCGGUAUCAUUGACUACGACAUGUUGGAAAAAACCGCUGUUUUGUACAGACCAAAGGUUCUCGUUGCCGGUACUUCUGCUUACUGUAGAUUGAUCGACUACAAGAGAAUGAGACAAAUUGCCGACAAGGUUGGUGCUUAUUUGGUCGUUGACAUGGCCCACAUUUCUGGGUUGAUUGCUUCUGGUGUCAUUCCAUCUCCAUUCGAAUACGCCGAUAUCGUCACCACCACCACCCACAAGUCUUUGCGUGGUCCAAGAGGUGCCAUGAUCUUCUUUAGAAGAGGGGUUAGAUCCAUCAACCCAAAGACCGGUAAGGAAGUCUUUUACGACUUGGAAAACCCAAUCAACUUCUCCGUUUUCCCAGGUCACCAAGGUGGUCCACACAACCACACCAUUGCUGCCUUGGCCACCGCUCUUAAGCAAGCCGCUACCCCAGAAUUCAAGGCUUACCAAGAACAAGUUUUGAAGAAUGCUAAGGCCCUUGAAUCCGAAUUUAAGAAGUUGGGUUACAAGUUGGUCAGUGAUGGUACCGACUCCCACAUGGUUUUGGUUUCCUUGAGAGACAAGGGUAUCGACGGUGCCAGAAUCGAAACCGUUUGUGAAAACAUGAACAUUGCUUUGAACAAGAACUCCAUUCCAGGUGACAAAUCUGCUUUGGUUCCAGGUGGUGUUAGAAUCGGUGCCCCAGCCAUGACCAGUAGAGGUUUUGGUGAAGAAGACUUCAAGAAGGUUGCCCAAUACAUUGACAAGGCUGUCCAAUACGCCAAGAGCGUCCAACAAUCCUUGCCAGCUGGUGCCAACAGAUUGAAGGACUUCAAGGCCACCGUUGUCCAAGGUUCUCCAGAAUUGACCGCUAUGAAGAAGGAAAUCUACGACUGGUCCGGUUCUUUCCCGUUGGCCGUCAACAAAUGGGCUUUGUCUGAUGACUAA
Molecule: messenger RNA, 1437 nt
Organism: Saccharomycopsis crataegensis
Lineage: Eukaryota; Fungi; Ascomycota; Saccharomycetes; Ascoideales; Saccharomycopsidaceae
Gene: SHM2
Product: glycine hydroxymethyltransferase SHM2
Exons: 1
Coding region: 1-1437 (478 amino acids)
Biological process (GO): folic acid metabolic process; L-serine catabolic process; tetrahydrofolate interconversion
Cellular component (GO): cytoplasm
Molecular function (GO): glycine hydroxymethyltransferase activity; cobalt ion binding; pyridoxal phosphate binding
Source: RefSeq, a predicted model, not a curated record